Molecule: messenger RNA, 2892 nt
Organism: Arachis ipaensis
Lineage: Eukaryota; Viridiplantae; Streptophyta; Magnoliopsida; Fabales; Fabaceae
Source: RefSeq, a predicted model, not a curated record
GACUAAGAAAAAACAGAAAGAAAGAAAAAUCAUCAAGGAAAUGAAGAAAAAUCAAAGUUAACAGUUGACCUUAUGUCCUUAUCUGAAGUCUUCCUCUUAACAGUUUAUGGUUUUGAUUAAUUAAUCUCCACUACCGCUAGUUUUCAGUCCCAAAUACCAUCAUCAUAAUUCAUAUCUGAAAUUAAGCACCAAUUUUCCAUGGCAACUCAUGAAUUACACAUAAUUCAAUACUCAUCUUUGAGUGCACUUUUGCUGCAACUUCUUCAACUGUCAUCAUUUCUUUUCCUCUCAUCACUUGGGUGCACUCCACCAGACAAGUACUGUAUCAAUUGUGGGUCGCACAGCAAUGUUGUUGAAAGCGGAAAGAUUUACACUGGUGACUCAAACUCUUUAGUCAAUUUUAGCAGCACAAGCAAGAUAGAAACCAGCCAAUCCUCAGUGUCUUCACCUCUCUACCAAACAGCAAGAAUCUUCCCAAAUCAAUCUUGGUAUGACUUCCCAGUUAAGAUCAGUGGCAUUUACUUACUACGCCUUCACUUCCUUGCUUUCAAAUCCCCAAGUAAUCUCCCUUCUGCCACAUUCAGUGUCUCAGUACAUAGAUUUGGGCUUUUGCAAAACUUUGAGGCCCAGAACCAUACCAAUUCUGCUUCGGUCAAAGAGUUCUUCAUGAACAUAACUGCAGGAAGCUUCAGACUUAUUUUUACUCCUCAGACAGACUCGUUUGCAUUCGUGAAUGCCAUUGAACUCUUCUUACUCCCCCGCUUCUUAAUUGCCAAUCAAGUCUCGCGUUUCAAUCCGCAACCUUCCAUUGGACAAGAUUCCUUGUCCACCUACAGCGGCGUGCUUUCCCGAGUGUUGGAGACCAAAUACAGGCUUAACAUCGGCGGUCGUGUCAUCCCAAGAGGGGAAGACCCAUUAUUGAGGCUCUGGAGCUCGGAUGAAACUUACCUUGUUAAUCAGGUGAGGAAUUUUGAAUUCCCUGGUAACAUAACAUUCCUGGUUGGUAAAGACUCUGAUGGUCCAAAUGCUAAUUAUUAUACAGCGCCCCGUGUUAUCUACCAAACAGCUAGAGAAACUAAUGAUACCUCUCAAAACAUAACUUGGGUUCUUCCAGUUGACAUGAAUGUAGACCACCUUGUUCGAGUUCACUUUUGUGACAUUUGGAAUAUCCAGGAUGGUCUUACAAUCUUUGGUCUAUACAUUUAUGACCAGUUUACUUUGUUUGUAAAUAAUGACACGUUAGUGUCUCAACUAUUGCCUGCUCCUUAUUAUUAUGAUUUUUUGGUACACUCUGAUGAUUCAGGCUUCAUGAGGAUUAGUGUAGAGCCACAACAAUCUUCCCUUAUUGUCAGAGCCUUUUUAAGCGGACUAGAAAUAAUGGUAAUGGGUAACGAUUCAACAGAUUUUCGUCCCCUAACGGACCAAUCCAAUGGCAACCACCAUAGUCUUCUUCUGGUGUUAGGUUCAGUUAUUGGAUGCUUGGUGCUAAUUUUUUUGGUGGUAGUCUUGGGGUUAGUUUGGCAUCUUAAGAUCCGUAAACAGAGGCCUUCUGAUGUGUUGUCAAUUCCUACCAUUGUAGGAGAGGGUUCUCCAAACAGAACGAGUGAGAGAAACGUUAAUCUUGGACUAAAGAUCUCUUUGCAUGAUAUUCAAUUGGCAACCGAGAAUUUCGACGAGAAACAAAUAAUUGGAACUGGUGGUUUCGGCAAUGUAUACUUGGGAGUCCUCAGGAAUGGUACAAGAGUAGCUGUGAAGCGCAGUAAAUCAGGGUCAAGUCAAGGCCUUCUGCAGUUUGAAACAGAGAUCAUGGUUUUGUCUAAGAUUCGUCACAGGAACCUUGUUUCUUUGAUAGGGUAUUGUGAGGAGAAUUCUGAAAUGAUAUUGGUUUAUGAAUAUAUGGAGAAUGGGGCACUCAGAGAUCAUUUAUACGAUACCAAAUUGCCAAGCCUGUGUUGGAAGCAGAGACUUGAGAUUUGCAUUGGAGCUGCCAAAGGCCUUCAUUAUCUUCACGAAGGAGCACCCGGGGGAAUCAUCCACCGCGAUGUGAAGUCUACUAACAUAUUGCUUGAUGAGAACCUCGUGGCUAAGGUUUCAGACUUCGGCAUUUCGAAAACAGCUCCACUUGACCAUCAAACACAUGUUAGUACUAAUGUCAAAGGCACUUUUGGGUAUCUUGAUCCUGAAUAUUUUAAGACGGAAAAAUUGACAGAAAAAUGUGAUGUCUAUUCAUUUGGGGUAGUUCUUCUCGAAGUGUUGUGUGCAAGGCCAACCAUUGACCAAUCUCUUCCAAGAGAGCAAAUGAACUUAGCAGAUUGGGGAAUCCUUUGCAAAAGAAAAGGGAUGUUGCAAGCCAUAAUUGAUCCUUCCAUAAAGGACCAAAUAGAUCAAAACUCGCUCGAAAAAUUUAGUGACAUAGUGGGAAAAUGCCUACAAGAAUAUGGUUCUAACAGGCCAACCAUGGGUGAAGUGUUGCGGAGCUUGAAGUAUGCUCUACAUUUACAUGAAGCUUCAAUCCACGAAGAUGGUUCCAGUAUUGAGAGCGUUAAUAAUAAUGCAGCAAAAGCUUUUUAAUUUCUUUCUGAUGUUGCUCCUUAAAUAUUAGAAAAUAUUGUUCUGGGAAACUUAUUGCCUGAACUUAUACUACAGGAUUGAGGUGGCAUGUUACAAGUAUUUCUAUGCUAUCUGUUUUUCUCUUCGUGUCCUUUUAUGUUUUCAUCUCAUCACACGCUUUUAUUUGUUGUUCUGGUUGAGAAGCUAAUUUUUUUUUGGUCUUUUGUUGAGAAGCUACUUUAGCAUUCUUAAGCAAACUGUUGGGCCUUUUAGACUUUUAGAACUACACUGCUGCAGUAUUGUCACUAAUGCUGUUAUGCAGCAAAUAACGAUUUCAAAUUA